AUGACUACCGGGCCGUUCUCAUUCCCCGGUGUCCGCACGGCCGACGACGACGCCGCCGCCCAGAAGGCGAAGCAGGACUCGGGCGCCUUUUUCUUCGGCGUGGCGCCCACCGACCCCGCUGGCCCGUUCCAGGGAGCGUUCGGGGUGCCGGCGGGCUUCGGCCCCAACGCAUACUCCGCGAGCAGCAGCUACAGCGCCAACUGGCGCGAGAACGACGGCGCCGUGCAGGGCCUGCGCACGCGCAACGUCGUGCUGAUCGAGCAGAUGCUGAGCAACCACGCGCCACACGACGUGCUCACGCAGGUGCCCGAGAACGUGGACUGGCACUCCAAGACCUUCCAGCUGGCCGUCAAGAUCGAGCGCCUCAUGUUCAACACGGUCGCCUCGCGCGAGGACUACCUGAACGAGAGCACGCUGCGACUGCGCGUGCAGAACUUGUCGCGCAACCUCAUCCAGCUGCGCAAGCGCAAGAACAUGCUCUCGGACAACUUCGCCGCGCUGUCCAUGAGCUAA
Phytophthora sojae is the source of this 513-nucleotide messenger RNA. RefSeq lists its product as hypothetical. The transcript has a single exon. The coding region runs from base 1 to 513 and encodes 170 amino acids. Lineage: Eukaryota; Oomycota; Peronosporomycetes; Peronosporales; Peronosporaceae. The record is from RefSeq and is a predicted model, not a curated record.